UGAGCAUGCGUGAGGGUGUUCUCAUUCACAAUUUCCCGCUAACAAAACAAAGCUUUCUCCCACUCGCACACCCUCUUAAGGAACCAAAUUCCAACACCAUCUUCUCCAAACGCAGUAACUAACUAACAGAGGAGGUCACGUUUUCUACGUUUCACUUUCAUCAUUCAUCAUUCAUCAUUCAUCAAUGGAUCCCUGCCCCUUCGUGCGCCUCAUGCUCGACUCUCUCGCUCUCAACCUUCCCUCCGCCACCAAGCCGCCACCGCUCUCCGGCGUCCACCCUUCCACCACUCCAUGCUUCUGCAAGAUUCGCGUCACCACCUUCCCUUCUCAGACCGCGCUCCUCCCUCUCUCCUCCUCCUCCUCCUCUUCGGAGCCCACAUCCACCACCUCCGCGCCGGGCUUCCACCUCGACGCCGCCGCGCUCCGCCGCCUCUCCUCCCGCCCCCUCACCGUCCGCCUCGCCGUCUACUCCGGCAGCACCGCCCGCGCGUGCGGCGUGGCCGGCGCCAAGCUCCUCGGCCGCAUCGCCCUCACUGUGGACCUCGCCGCCGCGCUCUCGCGCCCCAGCACGUUCCACGCCGGCUGGCUGAGGCUCCGGAAGGGGCGCGAACCGGAGCGGAAGCCCUCGGGUUGGGUCCACGUUGUGGUCCGGUCCGAACCGGACCCGCGGUUCGUGUUUCAGUUCGGGGGCGAACCGGAGUGCAGCCCGGUGGUUUUUCAGAUUCGGGAGAAUAAUAUCAGACAGCCUGUCUUCAGCUGCAAGUUCAGCGCGGAUCGCAACUCCAGAUCCAGGUCUCAACCUUCAGAUUUUGCCAACAACCCCAGUAGAUGGAGAAGAACCUUGAACAGUGUUAGAGAACGUCAUGGGAGGGAGAGAAAGGGUUGGAUGAUAAUGGUUCACGAUCUCUCUGGCUCACCCGUUGCUGCUGCCUCCAUGAUCACCCCAUUUGUCCCAUCCCCUGGUUCUGACAGAGUAUCAAGAUCAAACCCAGGUGCAUGGCUUAUUCUGCGCCCCAUUAACGGUGCUUCUGUUAGUAGCUGGAAGCCAUGGGGUCGUCUAGAAGCAUGGCGAGAGAGAGGUCCUGUUGAUGGCUUAGGCUACAAGUUUGAGCUUGUCACCGAGAAUGGACCCGUCAAUGGAAUACCUAUUGCUGAGGCCACAAUGAAUGUGAAAAAGGGUGGCCAAUUCUGCAUUGACUACAAAGUCAUGAGGGAUUCUGGACUGGGUUCAAGGUUACCAGGAAAAGGGUUUGUAAUGGGUUCCACUGUGCAGGGUGAAGGCAAAGCUAGCAAACCUGUUGUGCAAGUUGGGGCACAGCAUGUCACAUGCAUGGCUGAUGCUGCUUUGUUCAUUGCACUUUCUGCUGCCAUUGAUCUCAGCAUGGAUGCCUGCCAGCUUUUCUCACAUAAACUAAGGAAGGAGCUUUGCCAUGAAGAACAAGUUUCCUUUCCAUAACCUUCUUGAAGUAAAGAAUCAUGUUUGCGAUGUGAAAGUUAUAGCUAGUAGUUUCUUAAAAUCAAAGUGGAACCAAACAUGAUAAAAGUGAAUUGCAUUGUUGUCCUUGCAUCACAAGUUACCAUCUGCUGCAGUGAUAGCCAAUGUGUUCCUACUUAAUACAUAGUGGGAACUUUGGUUUGAGCAUAUAUAGGUAUGCAAGUAAACAAGUCCAUGCAGCUUCGGAAGAUUCAGUUUUGUGAAUGUUCUUAUAAGGAAGUGAGAGUUGCAAGUUUUGUUGGUUUUACUUUCUAAUGGGGUUUUCUAAACAGCAGAAGUUAUAGGGGUGAUUUUAGUAGCAUUUUUUGAACUGAACUGUACAGACAAACCACAGGCAAAUGUCUGAUUAUAUACCUUUACUUUUUAUAAUAUUAAUUCAAAUUUCUAUUUAUUAUUUA
This is a messenger RNA of Cajanus cajan (pigeon pea), 1893 nucleotides long. The record is from RefSeq and is a predicted model, not a curated record. NCBI's taxonomy places the organism in Eukaryota, Viridiplantae, Streptophyta, Magnoliopsida, Fabales, Fabaceae.